Messenger RNA from Dichomitus squalens LYAD-421 SS1, 1624 nucleotides. RefSeq lists its product as uncharacterized. Lineage: Eukaryota; Fungi; Basidiomycota; Agaricomycetes; Polyporales; Polyporaceae. The transcript has 5 exons. The coding region runs from base 305 to 1405 and encodes 366 amino acids. The record is from RefSeq and is a predicted model, not a curated record.
GCAUAACAAGUCUUCGUCAUAAGCUGCAUUGUAUCUGAGCUGGGAUUUGGCCGUGUUGGGAUCACCGCGGUCUAGUGCCGCCGGAUUUGACUUCUCCAAUCCAGGUGACACCUAUCGCACGCUCCUUGCUUCGUCGUCGGCAUCUUGCCGAGAGUCCUCAUUGGACCCCUUCUGUGGUGAAGGCCUGAGCAGCUUUAUCAUCAUGGUAUACACGGUCUUCCAGAAGCGCACCCGCUUGGGAUGCGCAGUUAUAUGACGCCGAACUACCGGAGUGCCUCCCCCACACCGCAUACACCCGUUCACGAUGCCUACCGCACCUGUUGAUACUCGAGGAUCUGUCCUCUACUUUGAAGACAGUGGCGUUCCGAAUGGUUCCACCGACUACAUUACACUGUUCAUGAUACACGGCACCUGUUUCCAUAGCGCUGGAUUCAGGCCCAUCAUCCCGUUCGCUACUCAGAGUAAUAUCCGUUUGGUCUUACUCAACGUCCACGGUUACCCUGGUUCUACCCCGUACUCAGACGAAGAACUCGAUCGUCUGGAAGGCAGUUUGGAAGCGCGUAAGGCGGAGUUGCAGGCGCGAGGGUCUGAGCUAGCCGCGUUCAUCCGCUGGUUCAUUAUCACGGAAAAGAUUCCCCCCAUCAGUGAGAGUAGCCACGGAGUGCUCAUUGGGGGGCUUUCGGUCUUGGCAUGGUCUGGGGGCAACGGACACUCGCUGUGCAUGUUCGCCCACGCCGAUAGACUCGCAGAAGAUACGAGGAAGCUGUUUGACGAGUAUCUGCGCAGCCUCAUCCUCUACGAUCCAAGUAGCACGGCUGCCGGGACCCCGGCUCCCCCUGCGCUCAAGAGUAUCAGACCUGACAGGUCACUUCCUCUCGAGGAACAAGCUAUCUUCUUUGGUACUCAAGCGUCGUCCUUCUAUCCCCCGUUCACACUCCCCGACACAAUCCCGGAGACGCCGUCUUACGCGCCUCGAGUGGCGCUACAUGAGGGUCCCGGGGCCGUCGACCCGAAGCUGCAGCCAACGACGUUCAAGAUGACUACAUCCGAGCUACGAAGCGUCAUGCACGUCCCCAUCAUGGAGCGUGCUCAGCACGUCAUCUGGUCGCCGCUGCUACGCGAGGUCUUCCGAGAAAACGUCAGGCGGGCGUUGUAUGACUGCCGGCACGACGAUGGGACUGGCGCAAAGAAGAAGAUCUUGCCCGCGGUACGGGUCCAUGUCGUUUGGUGCGACAUGACCUUAGGGGAGGUCGCAUGGGCAGUGGCGAACCUCAAUUGUGAGUACAAAGAAGCGGCGCCGGAGGCUCGCCGCCCUGUGGAGUUUCACAAGCUCGAAGGCGGUAACCAUUUUAUUCACUGGGAGGAACCUGCAAGAUUCGUUGGUGUCUUGGCAAAGAUCAUCUAGGUGAUGUGAUUGUGACUACUCUCUUUACGUUGCAAGUUGUAUUGCAGUGCUCGGCCGGUUGUGUAAGUACUGGAUUCCAUGAAUCCGCACUAAGGUCUAUGUCCUUAUCCGAGCAUUCUCACCCAUGAGACCAAAUUUCCUUCAGGACGUGCGGCGUUCCUUGGCCCUGGGUCCUGUUAAGUGAGAUAUCCCAUGUACAUGCGUUUUCUGAGUAACAAU